AGACUUUACCCGUUGCAAAAGUUUCAAAGUAGGCGUUUCCUAUUGGAAAAUGCAAAUACAUCCAUAGAAUGUGCCAAUAGGAUCUUGCCAGCCUGUGCUUGGCUCUGCACAACCCCAAGCUUGUCCUGCCCACUAUGAUUAAUUUGCUGCGAUUGGAAACGCGACACUGUGUGGUCUAUCUUGUUUGUUUAUAAAAAAAUCUUUGCUGCAAUGGCUUCCGUGGAGUCGCAACCACGGUUUGGUCAAUCUGUCAAAGGAUUGUUGUCUGAUAAAGUGGGCUCCUGCAGCGGGGAUGUGAUCGCCCUGACUCGCCAGGUGCUAAAGGGAUCACGGAGUCAAGAGCUUCUGGGACAGGCUGCCAGAAACAUGGUCAUUCAGGAGGACGCCAUUCUGCACUCAGAGGAUAGUUUGAGAAAAAUGUCCAUCAUCACCACCCAUUUGCAAUAUCAACAAGAGGCCAUCCAGAAGAAUGUGGAACACUCCAAAAACCUUCAGGAUCAACUGAGGCAUUUACUGAAAUGAAGUGUGCACUGAGACACUUAAAUGAAAGACUUUGAGCUGCCCUGUCUGUUACCAUGUUGCUUCUUCUGAGAAAAUAUGUGCAAAAUAUGCGCCCCCUGCUGCAACCUUGGGACAACAUUUCCCGGGAAGCCCCAAUUCCUCAUUGAAACUAGUGGAGAACCCCCCCCUUACAAUGAUCUUAAACUGUGUUUUUAAUACACAAUGAAAUUAAACACAGACAACCCCUUGCUAAUCAGAACUCUCAGGUAUGUUGUGGUGGGCUGUCAUUACAACUGCUUCACAGGAACCUAACCAGCUGAGCUAACAAUGUAACAAAUGUAUCAUUUUGUGUAAAAUAAUCCAACAGGCUCCACAUUACAAGAAUCGCCGUACCCCCUGGUGCGCUGUUCACUUAUUUAGCCAUUUAAUCAGUUUUUGAAGAAAAAUCAAAAUUUUCCACUGCUUUCACAUGUGUUUGAAACGAGAGCUUGAAUAAAAGUGUCCCACUCCAAAGCAGUUGCUUUCCAUUGGAGCACUGCGAUUGGUUGGCCAAAACUCUGGGGUGGUGCUUGGCGAAGGGUAAAUUCUAUCAGAAUGUUCUCUAACAUUGCACCUUCCUGAUGUAGCCCCUGGCCUUUUGGACUGGAGGCUGCCUGGAAGUCUCCCCAGGUACAUGCUGUUCUUAUGAAUAUGCAUACCAGCAUAUGGUGGUCUUAUCCUGCAUAUUAGUGACUCUUAUUUAUUAAAGCCCUACUCCAGUCUCCAUUUUAGCUCAUUUAUCACAUGAUUUAGUUAACAAAAUGCACAUCUCAAUUGGUGGCCUUUCCUCUUUUGGUCUUUAUUCUUGCAAGCAAGGGGGAGGCCAAUGACAUCAGAAGGCACCAUCAGACCAAUGACUUACUCCAUUGGAGAUUCUUGUUUGGGCAAAAUACCAUCCUCCUCUCUGUGACCCGGAAACCAAUAAGUGGUUGAGGAGUGUGUCAUUUCAUUAGUAGGCAAACAAUAGUGUCCUCCCCCGCCUACCUUUCAUUGAGGAUACUCGUGUAUCCUACAACAGAAGAGUUUAGAAAAUCUGCCACACCUUUGAAUCAGCUUUUGUUUUGUCAGAGGAGAAAGAUGCACACAACAAAAUAUAUAUGUCACUCAUUGUUUUAUCUAUAAAAUGUCUUGCACAACUGAACUUUUUUUAAUCACUUAACAUACUUAUUUUGGGAUCAACCCCGUAAACAUCAUUGCCUAAGGAUGCGCGAGGGGAGAAGGGUCGUCUCCCGAGUGGCGCAGCAGUCUAAAGCAUUGAAUCUCACUGCAAGAGGCGACACUACAGUCCCUGGUUCGAAUCCAGGCUGAAUCACAUCCGGCCGUGAUUGGGAGUCCCAUAGCGUGGUGCACAAUUGGCCCAGUGUUGUCCAGGUUUGGCUGGGUUAGGCUGUCAUUGUAAAUAAGAAUUUGUUCUUAACUGACUUGCCUAGUUAAAUAAAGGUUAAAUAAAUUUUAAAGCAAGCGGUUUUCCAUCCACAUUCAUUUUCCACACCAACUCUCCUCAAUUACCUUUGACCUUUUGCAAAAGGAGGUGAGAGGACGCAAGAGGUGAGGACAUCUUGGGAAAAGGCCCAUGAAGUUUGCACUUGUCUAAAAAACUUUUUUUACCCUUGUGUGUGUACA
Messenger RNA from Oncorhynchus gorbuscha (pink salmon), 2163 nucleotides. RefSeq names its product BLOC-1 related complex subunit 7 (gene borcs7). The transcript has 5 exons. The record is from RefSeq and is a predicted model, not a curated record. The coding region runs from base 211 to 522 and encodes 103 amino acids. NCBI's taxonomy places the organism in Eukaryota, Metazoa, Chordata, Actinopteri, Salmoniformes, Salmonidae. Gene Ontology annotation, cellular component: BORC complex.